This is a messenger RNA of Linderina pennispora, 756 nucleotides long. Its product is annotated as NAD(P)-binding protein. NCBI's taxonomy places the organism in Eukaryota, Fungi, Kickxellomycota, Kickxellomycetes, Kickxellales, Kickxellaceae. Gene Ontology annotation, molecular function: protein-containing complex binding. Gene Ontology annotation, cellular component: mitochondrion. The record is from RefSeq and is a predicted model, not a curated record. The transcript has 2 exons. The coding region runs from base 1 to 756 and encodes 251 amino acids.
AUGAGUGCAGCAAAGCGGGUCUUCGUUGUCGGCGGCUCUGGGUUCCUGGGCCAGGCGAUCUGCCUCCUGAGCCGCCACGGCGCACCCGCCAUCGACGCGUCUAUGCGCGGAUCAAUCGGCCAGCACAUCCUACAGAACAUUGAAUGGAUCAAGGGUGACGCCCUGAAGCCCGACACAUACCGUGCCCAGCUUGAGGGCUGCACCGCAGUUGUGCACAGUGUUGGCGCGCUGAUGGAGAACGACUACAAGCGGUUCGUGCGUCUUGGCAGUUCCAGCAGUGCAUCGACAAAGCAGACAACGUACGAGAAUGCUAACCGCGAUACGGCAUUAGAGGUGGCAAGAGUGGCGAGGGAGACUGAAAGCGUGCGUGCGUUUGCGUUUAUUUCGGCCACAGACUUCAUGCCGUUCCUGGAUCAUCGCUAUAUCGCCACGAAGCGCGAGGUUGAGGCCGAGCUCAUGGCACACGCACAGGAGAUGCGCCCAGUUAUCCUGCGCCCAGGCUUCAUGUACUCUGGCUCGCGGCCAGUGACACUGCCGCUUGCAGCGGGCGUGGAGGCAUUCCGCAACUUGUUCAACAAGACGCCAGUCGGAUGUGUGCUCAAGAACACGCCGUUUGCGAAGGCUGCGCAUGUGGCAUUACGGAGAGAGAUUGUCGCCAAUGCUGUCAUUAACUCGCUGGAGGAUCCAAGCGUAUCGGGCGUGUUGAGUAUUGACGACAUUGUCCGCAUCUCAACCGGCAAGCAGCUGGAAAGCUGA